Messenger RNA from Brachypodium distachyon (stiff brome), 2676 nucleotides. RefSeq lists its product as uncharacterized. The record is from RefSeq and is a predicted model, not a curated record. Lineage: Eukaryota; Viridiplantae; Streptophyta; Magnoliopsida; Poales; Poaceae. Bases 153 to 2351 code for a protein of 732 amino acids. Gene Ontology annotation, biological process: lipid metabolic process. The transcript is spliced from 9 exons.
CGACCCGAACCUUUCUUUUGGUUCUUUGCCCAGCGCCCUCGCCCUCUCCGUCCUCCUCUGGAUUCCUUUCUUGCCUCGCACUUCCCCGAGUUUCCCCAGAAGAAGCUGACGCCCAAAUCCGGCUGUCGGGGUUCGUUAAUCCGCCGGUAAUAAUGCUGCAGGAGUUCGUCGACAACGUCAUAGCUGUCAUCAAGGAGUCUGUGAAGACAUUCACAUAUGAGACAUUAAACAAUGUUGCGAGAUUGAUAAAUGGAAUAUCAGCACUCUUAUUGACCCUGUUACCGGGAAAAGCCAAUAUCUUAGAAGGCAUCAGUGGCUGGGAACUUAGGCCAGCAUUUCGUGGGCCACGUCUUCCCCGUUGGAUGGAAAGUGGGGUCUCUUCAUUUAAUGAGUUCAUUCACGAACUUUCGGUCGAUUCUGAUUCUGAAUCAAUUGCUGACUCUAUUCCCGGGGAUGAUGAAAAUGAAGAAUUUGUCUGCCCUCCAUCUCCAAUGUCCCAAAGUUCACGAUUAUCACACACAAGCAGCUUUGGUAGACGUGAUCGUAGAUUGAGAAGGCCGAUCAAAUAUGCAGUUUCCUGGAUUAUUUGGCCUGUGAAGUUUGUCCUUUCUUUGCUGCUCAUCUUGUUCAAUGCGGUCAUGUUUCGGAUAUCAAGGACAUCUGCUAAAAGCCCAGAAAGUCCUUAUCUAGCAAGGAACAUAUCUGCCAAAAAACCAAUUCACAUGAAGGAUCAAGUCCUACAACGCACGACUGAUAGGAGGCGUGGAGUUUUUGAGGAUGUCCACCUGGCAAUUGAGAUUUUCAUUGAAUCUGUUUUUGACGUUGUGCACAAAGGAGCACAUUAUGUUCUUUCUCCUUCUGAGGUCUGGCAGAAGUUAUUUUGCUGGAUUCGUGGCCACAGAAAUUCUGAUGUUGAUGUACAAACUGCUAAGAUUGGCAGUGAUAAUCCAGUUCCAACUGAAAGGAAGACUGUAUAUCGGCAUGCAUUGAAUACAGAUUCUCGGACAUGUGAGGAUGUUAUUACUGAACUUGGGUAUCCUUUUGAGGCUAUAAAGGUAGUUACUUCAGACGGAUAUGUUCUGCUACUGGAGAGAAUCCCCAGGCGUGAUUCACGGAAGGUUGUGCUGCUGCAACAUGGAGUACUGGACUCGUCUAUGGGAUGGGUGUCAAAUGGUGUUGUUGGCUCACCUGCAUUUGCAGCUUAUGAUCAAGGUUAUGAUGUUUUUCUAGGAAAUCUCCGCGGUUUGGUUUCAAGGGAGCAUAUAGAUAAAAAUCUUUCUUCCUCCAAGUACUGGAAAUAUUCUGUUAAUGAGCAUGGAAUGAAAGAUAUGCCGGCAAUUAUUGAGGAAAUUCACAAGAUUAAAACUUCAGAACUUGGUAAAAGUCAGCAUCACGCUCAAGAGGAGACAGAAGAUCAAAAUGAUAACAUAAAGAACUUGGAAAUACAGACUUCACAGGAAGAUGUGAUAGAAGAUCAGCCUUACAAGCUUUGUGCUGUCUGCCACAGCCUGGGUGGUGCAGUUAUGUUAAUGUAUGUGGUGACAUCAAGGAUUGCACAGAAGCCCCACAGGCUGUCGAGACUGGUGUUGCUUUCUCCUGCAGGUUUUCACGAGGAUUCCAAUGUGGUGUUCAGUAUAGUGGAGAAGAUCAUCCUGUUUGUUGGUCCAAUACUUGCUCCACUUAUACCUGGGCUGUACAUACCAACUCGAUUUUUCAGGAUGCUUCUGAACAAAUUAGCUAGGGACUUCCACAACUAUCCUGCUUUGGGCGGUCUUGUCCAAACCCUUAUGGGGUAUGUUGUCGGUGGUGACAGUUCAAAUUGGGUCGGAGUACUUGGGUUGCCUCACUACAAUAUGGAUGACAUGCCCGGUGUAUCAUUUCAUGUUGUUCUUCACCUUGCACAGAUAAAGAGGACAAAAAGGUUCCAAAUGUAUGACUACGGAAGUGCUGCAGCAAACAUGGAAGCGUAUGGUACACCAGAACCUCUGGACCUGGGAGCUCACUAUGGUCUCAUUGACAUCCCCAUGGACUUAGUUGCUGGGCAAAGAGAUAGAGUUAUCUCACCAACCAUGGUGAAGAAGCACUACAAGUUAAUGCGAAAAGCUGGUGUUGAGGUCUCCUACAAUGAAUUUGAGUACGCUCAUUUGGAUUUCACGUUCUCACACAGAGAGGAGCUUUUGUCUUAUGUUAUGUCCCGCCUACACUUAGCAGCUGACCCAGGUAAAGGCCGCAUCAAGCAAACCACUGUUCGACUUAGGAGGCAAAAGAAAGUCCAGUCAGAGAUUGAGAGUGAUUGUGGCACGGAGUCUAGAGGCGUAGAUGAAGAGGUACCAGGUGAACCGAAUGCAUGAUGUGGAAUUCUCUGGGCAGGUGUUGCCGUAUGUAGGUUUGUGCAUAGGAGUAUACAACACACGCUGCCCUCUGCAUACUUCUACCCCAUGUAGAAGAAAGAUUCGAGGAGGGAUAGUAAGGAGUAGUACCAUAGUGAUGUCGAUGGGGAUCUGUUUUUUUUUAUCCUUGUCGGAAACAAGACUGGUAUAUGUAUACAUGCUGUCAUGCUGUUUAUGCUUUGAAAAACAAUGACGUUUGAACAUGAUAAGCCAAAAACAGACCGAGUUCCAGGUUCACAACUUCGACUCGGCAGUUUUAAAGAGAAAACAGGAUUAGCAGCUCGAA